GAUCGUUCAGUUGCUCGGGUGCCGGCAAGAGCUUUCCUUGCCGACGGAGGCGAUGGAGAGUCCUGCAAUGCAGCACAAGGCCAUGACGCAGCUGGUGGCACAACAUUUCGAGGUGUCGCCUCCCUUCAGUUUCAGCAGCGAUCAAGGUGUCUUCCUCGAGGAUGCCGAAGCCUUGGCCGAGGCCUUGCAGGUUGGAUCCGUCGUUGUGGUGCAUCUGGGUGCAACAGCACUGCAUGACUUCGGUCGCCGAGUACGACAGCUUCGCAACUUGCAGUGGGGGCUCGUGAGCCAACAGCUGGAGAAGGUCCGUGUGGAGAGCGUGGUGCAGACGAUCCCCGAAGCCUCCUGCAGGAAGUCUGCCGAGACGAUUCUGGGAGAACAGUUUGCCGAGUUCCGCCUCGAAAUCAAGCAGAUGUUGCAGCUCCGAUUGGAGAAUUUGCAAGAGGUCACGGAGCAACGUCUAAGUAGACUGGAGGAAUCCUGGGAGCAGAGGCUGGGUUCCGCACUGGCCGAUGUCAGAUCUGACGCAUCCAUGCUGAAGGCAGAGAUAGCUCGGAAAGAGGACAAAGAUUCUGAUGCGCAUUGGGCCGAGUUCGAGGGGCUGUCGAACCUUCUGAGAUGCGAGUGCAAGCGAGUUUCGGAAUCAGUGGACGCUCUUCGCGAGGAAUGCCGGGAGGCCCUGCAGCGCGAGGUUCGAGCUCGGUUGGAACAUCACCGCAAACUGCAGGAGGAAGUCCGUCGCGAUACUGAUGCAAGACUGCAGGUGACCCGACAGCUGGAGCACGAGCUCCAGCAGCUUCAAAGCUUGGUGAGUGGCACCAGCUGCGCCCAUCGAGAAGUGCAAGGCAUUCGGCAGAG
Molecule: messenger RNA, 858 nt
Organism: Symbiodinium necroappetens
Lineage: Eukaryota; Dinophyceae; Suessiales; Symbiodiniaceae
Source: the annotation of a GenBank genome assembly